Molecule: messenger RNA, 294 nt
Organism: Spodoptera littoralis (African cotton leafworm)
Lineage: Eukaryota; Metazoa; Arthropoda; Insecta; Lepidoptera; Noctuidae
Source: the annotation of a GenBank genome assembly
AUGAGGUGCUAUAUAUGCGGCGCCACGUCAUUACAGUUUAAUAAUUUAGAGAAGGAGAGACCAUGCAAAAAAGAAAACCUAGAAUUCGGUGCCCGUAAAAAAUGGAACGUUCGCCUUACUGCCGAGGAAAAGCAAGCAGUGGAAAAUAAAAAAAAGAAAUCCAAGAUAAGUUCCGGGGGAAACUCGGUCUGUUGGUGGAUAUACCAAAAGCCAACUUUGGAAAUAUCAAUGACGGAAACACUAACAGACGUUUUUUUGAAAAUUUCGAAGUAUCAGCGACAAUUACGGGGAUAG